AUGAGUGAAGCGAAGAAGAGCGAGCUUGACCUGCGGGAUAAAGCCAUUAUGCACCAGCAGAGGAGGCUCAAACAGGCCACACAGUUCACUCACAAAGACUCAGCGGACUUGCUGCCCCUAGAUGGACUAAAGCGACUGGGUACCUCCAAAGACCUGCAACCCCACAGUAUUGUGCAGCGGCGUCUCCUAGAAGGAAACAUCACGCGCAUGCGGGGAGAGGGGCGCGACCCCGCAGCCAGGGUCCGCUCCCCACUCGCUGACAACAAGGAGGGUGGCACCGAGAAGGAGGAAAGGAGCGAGAGUACAGCAGAGGACUCCACAGAAGAGAGGGAGUCCCCUGAGGAGAGCGAGAAGAGCCUGAGAUCUGAGGAGGAGGAGGAGGAGGAGGAGGAGGUGGAAGAAGAAGAAGAAGAAGAGGAAAACGGAGAGGAAGAGGAGGACAGCAGCAGUACCGGAGGAAAACGGAAGAACGAGAGCGAUAAAAAAGUUGAGCAGAAGAAGAAAGAGAGAAGCAGGACAGAGGAACAAAAGAGGGCAUUCGCUCUUGCAGCCCUGCUGGUCCAGUGCAAGUGUGGUGAUGCACAACUGGAGGUGCUCCUAAACACAGGCUGCCAACACAACCACAUCUCCAGCUCCUGUUGUAGAAGACUGGGACUGACAGACAGUGUAGAUGCUAAACCUCACACGGUGAAGGAGCUGCAGCUACAGCUGGGCAGAGAAAGAGUGAAGUGCAGUGCUCAGGUCACAGAGGAUGAGGAGUUUGAGCUGAGCCUUGGGCUGCAGACUCUCCAGGAGCUCAAAUGCUGUGUUGACCUCAACUCCAAAGUGCUGAGGCUUCAGACUACAGGAGAAGAGUUGCCAUUCCUGGACACACCAACCCAAAGUCUGUGCCAUCGUGACAAAAACAAGAACCUGUGAGGCCCUGACAUCUGCCCACAUCCGUUUAACCUGUCUCGUGAGAGGUGGGAGGUCCGGGGAUGGCGUGUGUGUUGAGCGCUGUCGCCAGAGACACACAAAUUCCUCUCCUCUUCCACCUUCUCCUCUCUUGUUUUGCCUCACGCUGUCAUGUUU
Molecule: messenger RNA, 1071 nt
Organism: Chanos chanos (milkfish)
Lineage: Eukaryota; Metazoa; Chordata; Actinopteri; Gonorynchiformes; Chanidae
Gene: nrip2
Product: nuclear receptor interacting protein 2
Exons: 6
Coding region: 1-918 (305 amino acids)
Source: RefSeq, a predicted model, not a curated record